CUUGAAGAAUGAGAUUGAACAGCUUUAGAAGGGUCUUCUCCAGCUCGGGGGUGCUGUGUUUCAGCAUUCCAGUCCUGAUGCUGUCAGGAUGACUUCCUGUGUGUUGUCCCUCUUCUUCCUGCUCUUCCUCUGUUCCUCCAUCACUGCCGACGGUCCCACCGGACUCAAAGUGAGAAUCACCAACAAAGCGACGGAGUUCUUGAAAGAUUUUGGUCUGAAGUUUUUGAAGAUACUGGUUAAAAAACCUUUUGAGGAUUUCCAGUUGUUAACGUGCCACAUUAAAAGUUUGACAUUAACUCAUCUGGAUGUGGACCAGGAUAAUGUCGUGGUCAGGUUCCAGCCGGGUUCAGGUCUUCAGUUUGAGUUCAGGGACCUGAACAUCACCGCAGAAAUCGAAAGAGGAACCAAUCGUUCCUUUUUUAAUAUAUUUCAAGGAACGGCUGUCGUAACAGGACAAAAUGUUGGCGUCACCAUCGGAGUGAGACUGAUCCAAACCGGAGGACGUCUGAGUCUCGAAAUACCGUCUGGAGAUGACUACUGUAAGACCCGAGCUGACAGGAUCCGUGUGGAUAACCUGGGGUUUGUGGUGAACACUGCUCUCACAGCAGCGUUAAGGUUUGCAUUCACCUCCCAGUUCUGUCCUGCUAUUAGAAAUCUUGUCCCUAAUGUAAACACCAUGUUGGCGGGCGUCGCCAUGACGAGGACUUUGAGCGAAGACCACAAAAUCAACCUUGACUACUCUCUGAGCGGAAACGUCACGGUGACGUCCAACAGCCUCGACGUGCCUUUCACAAAUCUCGUACUAACCAUUGGGCCACCAUGCUGCCCGGCGCACACGCUGUCUGUACCCAGCUGUUUCCGCAGCUCGGACAGGUGGGAGGGAAUCCAGCGCUUGUCCACACAGCAGGCUCACAAGGGGUUUGUGGUCUGUCUCCAGCUCAAAUGGAGACUGAUGAUGAAGUCUCUGAAUCUUUCACAUGCCCAGGACUGUGUCGUGCUCUGCCUGUGUGGAACCCCAAAUAAGGGCGUCGUCGAUGUGGCAGACGACUCCUUCUAA
This is a messenger RNA of Perca flavescens (yellow perch), 1057 nucleotides long. RefSeq lists its product as uncharacterized. NCBI's taxonomy places the organism in Eukaryota, Metazoa, Chordata, Actinopteri, Perciformes, Percidae. The record is from RefSeq and is a predicted model, not a curated record. The coding region runs from base 89 to 1057 and encodes 322 amino acids. The transcript is spliced from 11 exons. Gene Ontology annotation, molecular function: lipid binding.